Molecule: messenger RNA, 1213 nt
Organism: Symbiodinium sp. CCMP2456
Lineage: Eukaryota; Dinophyceae; Suessiales; Symbiodiniaceae
Source: the annotation of a GenBank genome assembly
AUGACGUGGCUCGAGGACUAUGCCUGGGAGACCAUGAGCCCAUCUGAAAGGCAGAUGGCGGACGAGCAGCGCAGGAAAAACCGCGAUCAUGUAGGAAGCCACCCAGAUAUAUUACUGGAGUACGCUAACCACGAGAACUUUGUUGAGAAUGCCAGGUACGUCCUUAACAACAUUAAGGAUGCAAUUGAGGCUGGCAUCCAGCAGGUUGCUGUACACACAGUGUGCAAGGUCAACAGACAUAGAUCUGUUGGAGGCGGUAUCCUACUUUUCGACAUGAUCCGUCGCCUCGAGGAUACUUCCAUUAGCCUCACUCAUAUGAGUGCAGCGCAUUCGUGGCCCUUUAUGGGCAGGACAUCGUGCAAAGGCCAGUGCAUGUAUUGUCAGCAUAAGACGCUUGACAUAGUCAAUCAGGUCCAACACAUAUGUGAUGCGUUUGCACAGGCCGUCUUUAGAGACGGGGCCGUCCGAGAAAACGCCACAUUGGUGGUAGAGCCUAUGACAGCUCGCCCGACAGGGGUGAAGACCUACUCCGAGCUCUUCAACGAGGAGCAGAUUGCUGCCGGCAAUGCGCAGACCCCUAUAACGGGAGUCGGACCGCUAGACCAGGCUCCAAGGCCAGGGGAGACUGCCACCCAGGCCGCAACACGCAUGGGGCUGGCAGGCAAAACCCACACACAGUAUGUGGCGAAAUACAAUCCUGAUAGUUUAACCGGAGCCAUGAACCGUUCUGCGAACGCGCCGAAAGGGGCGCCGGUACCCUCUGUCACUUUUACCACAGGUAUGGGCCCGCCUCCUGAGGUUAAAGCCAAGGCGAGUGGCAGCAAAGCACCACCAGCCAAAAAGGCCGAGCCAGCAAGACCGCCCAUAGUGGCGAGUGAUCUUCCUGUGAAGGCCGCACCAUCCACGUCUGCCACGGUGCGCGCACUUGAGUCGCAGAUCAAAGAUCUGCAGGACGCCAACCAUAUGUUGGAGACCCAGGCCGACGACCUCCGCAACUCUCUACGUGAGGUUCGCAGGCAGCGUGACGAGGCCUGGGAUGAGCUCGACCAAGCGCGUCGAAGGGCAGAGCGAGCCGAGGACCGCCUCGCUCGCCACAUGGAUGAGCGGGCUCUGUGCGUGAUCGCACCCGCGAUCGUGACCGCCGGGUUCUUAGUAACCCGAGAGACCGCAGCGAGCCGCCGCAAGCUGCGAGAAUUUCCCGCUGGGGAACUAG